UUUGCAGCAGCGAGUGGCGGCGCGGAUUAAACUUCUUCCCCCGCUGAGUGUGAUUAUAAUAAUAAGGCAGAUGUUGUACAGAUGUUCCAGCGCAGAUUAAACUUCUUCCCCCGCUGAGUGUGAUUAUAAUAAUAAGGCAGAUGUUGUACAGAUGUUCCGGCGCAGAUUAAAGGACUGAGGGCUGAUGGUGGUGUUUGACAUGACCUUCUGCUGUGUUCUUCGUGGUGUCAUCUUCAUGAUCAUCUCCAUAACUAGGAAGUGAUUUUUAUUCAGUGUGAUAUAUGCAGAGUACUGCCCUGCUGACUAAACCUUAAGAAGUGCUGGUGGUGGCGUCUCAGACAUGACGUCCUCCUGUGUCCUUUGCGGUGUCCUCUUCGUCAUCACGAUCACGUCCAUCACUACACCUGUAUCAGCUGUUACUACAGUACGGGUGAAGUUUAAUCAGUCUGCUGCUCUGCCAUGUGAACGGACCUGCUCUUAUGAGGCUACAUGGACUCUGUUCAGUAACGAUCAGGUAGUGGCUCAGUGCGAUCAGACAUCCUGCUGGUCAGAGGAGGGAUUUAAAAUGUUCCAUGAUGAGUACCUGAAGGGAAAUCUCACCCUCACCAUCCCUGCAGCUGAUUUCAGUCAGAGGAAACUGUACACGUGUCUGUGUGAUGGAAAAGCUGUUAAUGAUGUGCGACUCAGUAUCGACAGACGGAGCUCAUUAGUUCAGCUGAAGCCUGGUGAAGAUCUGCUGCUGGAUUUGCACGUAUCAGAGCGAGUGGAGGUGAUCUAUAACCACAGAGAUUCAGAUAAACAGAUCUGCAGUGUGGCCAACAGCUCACUCCACUGUACAGCUGAAUACACCUCGAGAACAUCACUCACUAACACGGUUCUCACACUGAGAGGAGUCCGGUCGACUGAUGGGGGAGUUUACACCGUCCGAGAUCCAGAGGAGAAGGAAGACCUUCAUAUUUACGCAGUCAGUGUUGAAGCUCCAGGACCAAAAUGUGGUGGGAUACCAGUGUGGGUGUUUGUGGUGGUGGUGUUGGUGUUGCUGCAGCUGUUUUAUGUACUGUAUGUGAAGCGUGUAUUCCUGAGGAAGCGAAGACGACGUCCAAGCGCAGAUUUGAACAGCUUGCUGGAGGCAGAACGGCUAAACAUGGGGACUUUAGAAGAUAAUUUCAUACAGCAGGCAAAUCAUGGAGGAGAAAGAAGGCAGACGUCUACAGCUGUAAACGGAACCAUAGGACUGGCAGAGUUGGCUGAUGUCCCACAAAUGGACAGUAGAGCAGAGAGAGGGCAGCGAUCAAACAGGCCCGCAGCAGUUCACAACUGGGGGAAAGUGUCAUUUAGGAACAAACGGUCCAACUAUAGGAAAGUUAAAGCAUAUGAUACAAUUUAGAGAUUCUACAGCUAAUGACUUGUAUGAAAGAGCUGAACAACUCUGCACAGCAACAUCAGUAUUUUAGUGGUGGAACAGUUGGUGUGUGUGUGUGUGUGUAUAUAUAUAUAUAUAUAUAUAUAUAUAUAUAUAUAUACACACACAGUGGUGCUUGAAAAUUUGUGAACCCUUUAGAAUUUUCUGCCCUGAAAGGCGCCUUAAAUAAAAUGUAUUAUUAUUAUUAGUGUGCUUGAAAAAGCAAACUAUUGUUAAGUUUUAUUUUUAUUAUUAUUCAUUUUCACCCGUUUUUUGGAUCCACUCCUCCUCCUAGGGCUUUUGAGAUAGAGACACCGUUCCAACGCUGAAACGUAGGGCCCGAUCUGGAAUGGUGUGCUUGUUAAAAUGGUUGCGCUACCCCUUGUCGUUCGUUCGGUAUUCCCGUUUUUCGGUAAAACUCCGUGCCAUUGAAAUGAAUGGGAGUGAUGACGUCAUAAGGAGCGCCCCCACUCUAGACGUUAGAGCGCGCGCAGCAGAAAAAACAAAAUUAAAACUGCGAUUUUACAGCCAGAAUCCAUGUUUUAAACCCUGUAAAACCUCUGAAUUAAAUUGAAGAACAUAUAAAAGGGUGGAGAGGAGAUUUCACUGCGCGAAGCGUCUCCCUUCAAAAUGCUGUGAGAGAGUGUGACGGGCUGAGCCGCGACGCUGACAGAGCGCAUGCGCAGGCAGCCAUGUGCCGCCAUUUUUAAAUCUCUGCUGUCCUGUCGCUGUUCUCAUUGCCACCACCGUAUGCACUGUUGAAUCUUUGUCGAGGAUCAAAAAGUAAAAUAAUUCACACUGGCUGUUAAAACUUUUGUUAUUUCAACUCCGGGAGCAAUUCCCUCACCAGGCAUUCAAAACGCUCUUCCGGGUCUCGUUUGGGGAAACAGAUGGACUGUUCCACUGGGGGGAAUAGAGGGGUGUCCCGGGUUCUUUGUGGGGCAGUCCAUUGUGCUGGGGGUGUCUUGGGGUAAUGACUUGAAAGCCAUUUGGAGGGUUCAAUAAGGUGUUUUUGUGCAGGUCAGUUAUUGUAUGUAUUUUAUAGAAUGUGAGAGAAUGCGGCUUCAUUUGAGCAAGCACACUCCAGCAGUUUCUGCAGAGGAAAUGCAGUCUAGUUGUUAUUAUUAUUAUUAUUAUUAUACUUUUGCCACUCACAGAUAUGUAAUAUUGGAUCAUUUUCCUCAAUAAAUAAAUGACCAAGUAUAAUAUUUUUCUCAUUUGUUUAACUGGGUUCUCUUUAUCCACUUUUAGGACUUGUGUGAAAAUCUGAUGACGUUUUAGGUCAUAUUUAUGCAGAAAUAUAGAAAAUUCUAAAGGGUUCACAAACUUUCAAGCACCACUGUAUAUGUGUAUGUGUGUAUAUUAUAUAAUAUAUAUGAUUUUACAAGUAAGGUGAGAGAGAAAUGGCAUUUCAAUUCUCCUACAUGUACUGGAUAAAUUGUGAAUUGACGACAAAAAUAUUUGAAUGAAAGAACUCACCUGUUCUGAAGCCUGCUUCCUGCUGUUCUGUUUCCCCAAACUGUGAGAACUGUGGCCGGCCAGUGAGGGCCUUUCUGUGUGGAGUUUGCAUGUU
Neoarius graeffei (lesser salmon catfish) is the source of this 2975-nucleotide messenger RNA. RefSeq lists its product as uncharacterized. The transcript is spliced from 7 exons. The coding region runs from base 341 to 1387 and encodes 348 amino acids. Lineage: Eukaryota; Metazoa; Chordata; Actinopteri; Siluriformes; Ariidae. The record is from RefSeq and is a predicted model, not a curated record.